Molecule: messenger RNA, 1428 nt
Organism: Soboliphyme baturini
Lineage: Eukaryota; Metazoa; Nematoda; Enoplea; Dioctophymatida; Soboliphymatidae
Source: the annotation of a GenBank genome assembly
AUGCGUUGUCUUUAUCGGUUGAUAGGAGAGACCGGACAACGAAUCCACCUGGUGUUCAAAGACUUUGACCUGUAUUUUGGCGGCCUGCACUGCCCUUACGACUCUUUGACUGUGUAUGAUGGUGACUCGAAUCAGGCGACGAUCAUCACCAAAGUCUGCGGCAUUCAGCAGAACCUGGAAAUAUUUUCGAUGAAAGAAAAUCUUUACAUCGAGUUCACAAGCGUUGACCUAACGCAAAACGAACAUCGUGGAUUCCACAUUGAAUACACAUUCAGCAGGCAUUUCGUGGAUAUUGACAGUUAUAUUGGCAACCAGGUUGGAGUGAGUCACUUGCCAGGGAGUGAGUGCGAUCUGCGAGUUCAGAGCGUCAAAGAAUCUGAACAUGUGAUAAAGUCGCCAAAUUUUCCAAACUCCUAUUCGUCCGCCAUGUGUACCUACAUCAUCGACGGGUUUCAAGGAGCGCAGGACUUAGAAAAAGUGUUGCUUCACAUCGAGGCUUUUUCCGUGACGUCAUAUGAAGAGAAGUAUGCAUGUUUAAAACUUUAUAUUUUCUGCAAGGAUGCAUAUAUGGCGAUUUUUUCCUCUGGACAGGACUAUACAAACGAUACGCCAGAUAUGAAGUUUUGUUCUACCAACCAGCAGUCCAUACCGCACAUAAUUGAGUCAAAUGAUGCACGUUUGGUGAUCGUACUUCAGACCAGCAACAACUCGAAAGAUCAGGGAUUCAAGGCUCUGGUGAAAUUUGAAACCGAUUUUGGUAUUUUGGGAACACCAGUAGGAGAUACGAAUGAAUGUGCCUUUAGUUUCAACUCGAAUGCAGUUAAACAAGGUGUUUUCAAUUCGCCACGAUAUCCAGAAAAUUAUCCGGUUGAAACAGUCUGCACUUAUAUGUUGAACGGACAGACCGACGAAAGAGUUCGAAUUGUAUUUGAUCAGUUCGUUCUGGCCAGUGAUCAGUCGUGUGCGGAUCGCGUUGAACUGUACAGCAUUUUCCCAGACAACCAUGAAACUUUACUGGGAAAGUACUGCUCCGGAACAUACCCUGGACCAAUUCUGUCUCCCCAACAAGUGAAUCGCGUGAAAGUUGUAUUCGUGUCGAAUGAACUGCUUACAGAUACGGGAUUUAAAGCUCUCUAUCAGUUCAUAUCAGAAAAGACAGUUCAGCGAAUUGGAAAGAAAAACGAUUGUGUGCAUCAAAUAAUCGGCUCGGUGUCAGGAUGGUUCAUGUCGCCAAACUUCCCUCAUCGAUACGAAGCGAAUCUUGCGUGUUUCUGGAAGAUACAGGUUCGCGCUGGAUAUCGAAUCCUGCUGCAAGCCGUCGAGCAGAAUAACGAAAGCAGCGUAUUCGGCAAAGAAUUUUGUGGCGAAAAGGCACUGCACAAUGCACGCGAGUACGUGUCGGAGAAAAACGUACUGUACGUCAGGUGA